AUGGUAGCUUCCAACACGGUGGAGGCCUUGAGCCCUGAAGACGGUGAGCGAGUUCACUUCACAAGAGACAGACACUACGCGAUGCAUGGUGAGAUCUUGAUGAUGGUUCUUGUGGUAAGCUUCGCUAUUUUCCUCGUGUUCCUCGUCUUGCUUCCUUGUCUGAAGCGCCGUUACACUCACCACUCCGACUUGUCUGAAGAAGACGCUUCAUGGAGCGGUAGAGUCAAGCCACAAUCACCUGUUGUAGUAAGCAUACAAUCCAUUUCGAAAUAG
Messenger RNA from Eruca vesicaria subsp. sativa (arugula), 273 nucleotides. The record is from the annotation of a GenBank genome assembly. NCBI's taxonomy places the organism in Eukaryota, Viridiplantae, Streptophyta, Magnoliopsida, Brassicales, Brassicaceae.